Molecule: messenger RNA, 1032 nt
Organism: Phaedon cochleariae (mustard beetle)
Lineage: Eukaryota; Metazoa; Arthropoda; Insecta; Coleoptera; Chrysomelidae
Source: the annotation of a GenBank genome assembly
AUGGGCCAUAAUACAAACAAUUUACUAGAAGUAUCAAUAAGAGUUUUUAAGGAUUUGGUACUACAAAGAUGUAAGGCUUUCAACACAGUAUCCUUAGUAGAAUUCAUCUCUUUAUCACUGGAGGACUUCUACAAAGAAAAAUUGUUGCGUUAUGCUAGCUCCAGGGAUAACAAAUUGUUAAUUUAUUUUACUAAAUUUUGCAAAAAAUCGGUUGAUCUUCGUGUUGUGAAAGUGUCAGCUGCAAAUGAGACAUUUUCGUACCAAGUCAAUACAAAGUUGGAAGUGUGUGACUGUCCAGAAGGGGCAGGAGGGAAAUUUUGCAAGCAUCUGUUCGCUGUAUAUAAUACUGGUGUGCAGAUGCACAACGUUUGUAAUAUUUUUUUACAAGACAAAAUAGAACUUGCUACGUUAACACUUGGAAAUACUAUCAGUAUAGUGCCAAUUUCUUCAAAGAUGGAUAAAGAAAAAGAUAACGAAAUUACUGUAGAUUUUGGCGAACCCAUGAUGUUGGAAACGGAAGAUGGCCUUAAUGAGACGACUCCUGAUGAAGAAAAUAAUUUUUCGGUUGAAGUGAACGAAACUAAAACUGAUGGAUCAGUCGAACUCAAAGAAUUCAAGGACAACUUGAAAAAGAUUAGCAGCUUCGUGGAAUCUCAUCCAGCACAAUUGUCUAUUGUGACGAAGUUCAAUAAGCAGAUGAAGAAAAUGGACAGCGAAGCUUCGUUCUAUGCUCUAUGUUCCUCGUUUACUAGUCAGAAAAAGUCUCACAGAAUUAAUGUUCAACCUACCUCUAUUGCUAGAAGAACAUCUGCUUACAGAGGUGGGUCUUUCGGACUGAAAGAAUUCACGAAACUUCGCUACCAAUUUUCCAAAGUAUCAGCAGUGAGGCCAGAUGAAAUGGAGAAACAUGGAAUAGACAUGAAAAAGGCAGGAGAAGUGACUAUAGAAACUGAAUUCGAGAAAGUGAAAGAUUUGAACAUUGAUAAUUGGGAGCAAGUACGAGGACCCAGACCAUGGGAAGAAAAAAUAUGA